AUGGCGGUCCCGUUUCCUGCGACGCCACGCACGAGGACGUCCUUCGCAACACCAUCCACGCCUCAUGGAGUUUCCGCGACACCAGCUGGUGCUCGUGUGGCUACUGCUAAUUCUGUUCAGUCUUCCCCGCACUAUCAAACAACUCGCAGGCACUCUCUGUACGGAACAGAAGACCGCAUAGUUAUUGAUCCUGGGUCAUACAUCUGGAAGGUUGGGUUCAGCGGAGAGGGUCGUCCUCGGGACGUCUUUCAUGUCGACCGACUAUGGACACUUGACAGGGCGACGGACGUUGCAGAGCGCGAGGAAGAGGAUAGGGAACUCGAAGCGCGGUUGCAAGAACGCUUGAGGAGCGUGUUUCACGAUUCGUUGUUAACGGAUCCGAAGUCACGGAAAGUCAUAUUACUUGAACAUCCUCUGCUUCCAGUAUACAUCAAAGAGAUGCUGGCCCGGAUACUGUUCAACAACCUCCAGAUCCCAUCAAUAUCUUUUGCCUCCACCCCCUUGCUCGCUCUUCUCUCUGUGGGGCGUAUAACUGGUCUCGUAAUAGAUUGCGGCCAGUUGGAGUCAACAGUACUUCCCAUCUUUUCCUCCCGUCCUCUAUUCCCUCAAUUACGGACCACCCCACUCGCCGGCGCACAACUCUCAUAUCAUCUUCGUGCUCUGCUCCUUCUUUUCGGUACCUAUGUUCCACCCCCAGCUACCCUCAGUGCAGCCGCCAACAUACCCAUUGCUGCCCGCUCGUCUCGCGUCCCUCAAGAAAUCCUUACCGAUGCGGUCAUCGAGCACAUCAAAACGCGAUGCUGCUUUGUCGGUCCACCCAUGGAUACCUCGGUGGACGGCAGGCUCAUAUCGCCCUCGGGAGGCGAUGAUGCAAUGGAUCUCGAUCUUCCACCCAGUGACGGCCCUUCCGAGUCCGACUUUUCGAGAGUUGGGUCGGCUGAUUUCGAGGAUGUUAGUCAAAUCGGCUCGUCAGGCUUUUCUGUCGUGUCACGAAGCCAGAUCCCACCGGACAGGUCAAACCGGGGCGAAAGUCACCUACAGGCCAUGGCAAACCUCUACAAGAGACAAUCGACGGCUACAGACCUUCACCUGAAGGUCGUACCUCCAGUAGCCCAACAGACGGGAACAGGACGGGGAACAUUGAUCAUCCCUGGCUGGAUCAGAGAACGGUGCGCGGAGGUGCUUUUUGAAGGAAGUGAUGUCGAUGAGAGCAGCGUGGCGGAGACCAUUCUUGAUGCUUUACUCAAGGUCCCAGUCGACCUGCGCAAAACCCUCGCCUCUUCGAUCCUCGUGAUUGGUGGCACAGCCAUGCUCCCAGGCUUCAUCCCUCGUCUACACGCUGAACUUCUACGAGCCAUUGCCUCAUCGCCCUCCAACAAUAUCCGACCUCCCAUGCGCCCAGACAGACCGCGUCCACCAGUAUACGACCGUUAUGCACCUUUGCGGCCUCUGGUCCCCAACCUGGCGAUAUUGAACAAUCCAGCUCCACCUGCUGUGCCGACGGGUGCAAAAGGCAGCGGAAACGCAGGGAAAGCUCCCGCUUUCACUCCGGCUUGUAUGGCGUGGGUUGGAGGCUCACUCGCUGGUGCAAUGAAGAUAGGAGGCACUGAGGUCCCUCGAGAGAAGUGGGACGAGGCAGAUCAUGACGCCCAACAGGCAACUUCGCAGGGAGACAGUACCAGUCGGACAGCAAGAGGUGCAGCGAGAAGCGUAAUUCCUGAUUGGACAAGAACAAUGCUGCCAGAAGGGGCGCCGCCUGCGCGGACUCCCAUUCCGGUUCAGCAUAACGUAGUUCAGGCAGGGGCGGUCGCCGCCGUAGGUGCUUGA
Messenger RNA from Stereum hirsutum FP-91666 SS1, 1827 nucleotides. Its product is annotated as actin-domain-containing protein. Gene Ontology annotation, biological process: microtubule-based movement. The coding region runs from base 1 to 1827 and encodes 608 amino acids. Lineage: Eukaryota; Fungi; Basidiomycota; Agaricomycetes; Russulales; Stereaceae. The record is from RefSeq and is a predicted model, not a curated record. The transcript has 6 exons.